UGAGAAAAUAAAAAUUUAUAUUACCAUUCCCUUUAACAUUUUAAGUGAUUUCAUUUCUUCUUUUGAUUAAUUUCAUUUCUGAGGCAGUCGUUGUUAAUAUUUUAUAUAUUUUCUUCGAAUUUAGAGGCAUUAUUUGGCGUGGCUCCGUUCAGGUCUCGCACAUUUUCUGAACUUGAGCAAAAGAUCCGAUCAUCUCAAGAAAUCCGAGUAUGUUUCCUCGUUUCAAUCGUAUCGAAACGUACUGUAGCAUAUUCUUUUGUGUCGAUGUCACCAGCUCUUGAAUGAAAUAGACACGCAAAAAUGCACAAUUUGUAACAAACCUGCAGCAGAUGUGGCAAUGUUGUUCCAACACGAUGUGUUCGCACUGCUUGUUCUCAGCUUGUUGACAAGUUUUCAACGGCUUGUUGACAUCUUGUUACAAGGUUGUUGAACUGAACCGUCUUGUUACAAGUUGUUGCAACAACUUGUUAUCGUCUUGCAAUUUAACAAUUUAUCAACAAGUUCUGAAUGACAACCUUGUAGCAACUUGAUAAAAUAGCAGCGUUAUUACAAUUUGUUGACAAACUUACUACAAACAGAUUUCUGAUUUUCCCAUCAGACUGCAGGAUCCCUAAAUUUUCUGUGAGAAUAUCUGACAUUUCUGCGAAUUUUUUCCAAGGAAAUAUAUUUCCUGCGCAAAAUAAAAUUUUUCAGUAUGGAACAUUCUUUGAAUCGUUUUUAAACUUUUAAUGUUUUAUCCUUUAGCUUCCAACAGACUCUAAAGUCUCCAAAGAAUGCAAAUAUCUACUUCUUUCGCUCUUACAAAGAGAUCCAAAACAGAGGAUGUCAUUUGAAGAGUUUUUUGCCCAUCCAUUUCUGGACUUGGAGCAUGCGCCGUCUGAUUUGUGUUUAGCGCAAGCGGUAGGUCUUUGCUGCACAAAUAAAGGAUGACCUCUAGGAAGAACAGUUUAGAACUGAUAGAGCUAUCCAGUAUAAAUAAAGUUAGUUUAGUUUAGGUUUCCUCUUGUAGCAACGCAGGAUCAAUAAGAGAUGACCCUUACUGGACCUCUAGAAAGAACAGUUUAGAAUUGAUAGAGCUAUUCAGUACCGGUACAAAUAAACUUAAUAAAGUUAGUUUAGUGUUGGUUUCCUUCUGUAGUAACACUGGAUCAAUAAGAGAGGAUUUUUACCUCUACUCUAGGAAGAACAGUUCAGAACUGAUAGAGCCAUCCAGUACAAAUAAAGUUAGUUUAGUUUAGGUUUCUUCCUGUAGUAACGCUGGAUCAAUAAGAGAUGAUCCUUACUGGACCUCUAGGAGGAACAGUUUAGAACUGAUAGAGCUAUACAGUACAAAUAAAGUUAGUUUAGUUUAGGUUUCCUCUUGUAGUAACGCUGGAUCAAUAAGAGAUAACCCUUACUGGACCUCUAGAAAGAACAGUUUAGAAUUGAUAGAGCUAUUCAGUACCGGUACAAAUAAACUUAUUAAAGUUAGUUUAGUGUUGGUUUCCUCCUGUAGUAACACUGGAUCAAUAAGAGAGGAUUUUUACCUCUACUCUAGGAAGAACAGUUUAGAACUGAUAGAGCUGUCUAGUAUAAAUAAAGUUAGUUUAGUUUAGGUUUCCUCCUGUAGUAACACUGGAUCAAUAAGAGAUUAUCUUUACUGGACUCUAUAGAGAGAACAGUUAGUACUUUUGAAUCAAUAGAGAGGUAGCAAUUAUGACUGAAGGUCGUGUUUUUCAUCAGGUGUCAUUGGUAUCAGAAGCUGUGAAACUCGACCAAGCAUUGAACUAUAAAGAAGCUGUACAGAUGUAUUGUCGAGCGUUAGACUAUUUUGUCCCGGCUUUGCAAUGUGAGUAUUAGACAUGGUCUUUUGAAACUUAUUAAGACAGACUUUCGCUCAACUUAUUAACUCACAGAAUGAUGAUUCUUUUUUCAGAUGAGCGAAAUACUGCGAAGAAAAAUGCCAUCAGAGAAAAAGUAAUGUUUUUAUUAAAUCUUCCAAUCGCAACUCAGAACAGAACAGAACAGAUACGUCAGAACAGAAUACGGCUGACAAACGCCAGGACAAUCAGAAAUGUUUAUCGUAAUUUUCUAGCUUGUAUCAUGCAAGACAACUGUUUUUAAGUUGGUAUGAUUACUGGCUAGCCAACCAUUCGUUUCAAAAUUUGUUCAAAAUUUUGAGUGAGUAAUAGGUUGGGUAAAUGAAAAACAAACAAACUCAAGGGUUGGGUCAUGCACAUUUAUCGUCAUUUCCAAAGCUCACUCAUGACUCACUCAAAUAUUGAAGACUGAAAAGCAAUGUCAACAGUCAUAUGUUAAUAUACAAUUUGUAAAUCAAUCAGAGAUUUGUUAGGAGGCAAAUGGUGUCUCCAAAGAAAGUACAUGUGCAGACAAUAUGAAACUUUAGACUGCAGAAAAUUGCACAAGCUGUUAUGAAACUCGUGUCACAGAAAUGGUACAGUACAAUACAAUGCAAUGCAAUGCAAUUUAUUUAUUUAUUUAACGUGAAACAAUUACACUUAGCUACACUCGGCUAAUUGACAGCCCAUAUGUGGUCGAAUUUACUUUGGGCAGUUUUAAAAUAUCUUUACCUUUGAGCGAGCAUGUACUUUGUCUAAGAUCUAGCAAGUCUUUCAGGUAAAGAAAAUGUGUGAGAACUGAAUGGUAUCCUUUUGUAACGCUUUUGGCUAGGGGUGGGUAUUCAUUUUUUCAUUGAUAUUGGAGGUUGGAUACAAAAAUGUUUUAAUUUUUUAACAUUGGGGUCAGCAAAAUUUUUGGCAAGAAAAAAAAGUUUCUUCGGUGACCCCCCCCUCCAUCCCACGGGUCUCUAAGCCAUUCCAAACUUGAUGAAAGGGCAACAGGGGGGUUCCCUAAGACAUGGUUUGAAAGUCCUCUCGCACAUUUUAGGUGAAUGGUUACGUGGCGCGUGCCGAAGAGCUGAAACUACAUUUAAAACAGAGGUCUGCAUCAAAGAUUGCACGAGAACCAGGGCAUGUUCUAAGUGAGUAAACGUAAUGUACGGUAAAUGUGUAAUUCGUGGACAGUUGAAGGGUUUUGUAGAUGGAAAUUAUCGAGUGGAAAUUUAUAUACAUUUAUUACACCUAACCAGAAACAGAAGCAAAAAAUCCAACUACAGGUCCCUGGCAGGAAUUGAACCUGCGAUUCCGGUGCAGCACUCUAACCAACUGAGCUAUAGAGGCCAGUUGUUGAGCUCUAACCACAAGUUCAUGUAUCGAGCUAUUUCAAUUAAGGUUGUCUACGAGCAAAGCGGAAAAGUCAAAUACGAGCGCGAAAGGCUGCUGGGAAUCGCUAACAAAUUAAUGAAUUUUCAAAGCGAUUCCCAGCAGCCUUUCGCGCUCGUAUUUGGCUUUUCCGCUUUGCUCGUGGACAACCUUAAUUGAAAUAGCUGUAUAUAGGGUACUGUCAUGUAUAGGUUAUGGGUAAAUAUCAAGAUUUUAUUGACAUCUCACUCGAUUGGAUAUUCAUGGAUAUUUUAAAGGCCAUGCCUAAAACUGUCGCAUGCAACCUGCUUACAACUUGAGUUCUACUGUGUAAAUCAAGUACACAACUCACUUACUCUGUCGUUGUCAUAGGUGAGUUGUGUGUUUGAUUUACACAGUACAGUACAACUCAAGUUGUAAGCAGGUUCCAUGCGACAAUGUUAGGAAAAAGUUGUGUAGUGUAAAUCUGCCGUAACAGUGCCUCCAAUACGACACCAGUUCUGGCCACUUAUUUCGACUUGUGUUUUUAAGGAGAAUAUGCGAAAGGAAAUCCACAGCUUGCAGACGGAUUGAAAUUAGCAGAAAUUGCUGAAGUCAGGGUACGGACGUACUGUAGUUUCAUAAACUGAUUUCUCUAUUACAUGAUUCUAAUUGUGUCUGGAUGUAUGUUUAUUACUUGUACAGGAUGAAAAAGGUGUAUUUUCUUCUGCUCUGGAGCAAUAUCGAACUGCGUUGGCAGUCCUCAUUCCAAUAUUAAAAGGUAUACUGUUGUUUCUCAUUUUCUCUAGAGACAAUGAUAUUUAAUGAUAAGGGCGAGGGCUGAAAUCAGGGGGUCCGGGUACAUGCCCCUCCAGAAAAAAAUUUAAAAAUUGAGGCUUGCAUAGAAGUGCCAUUUCCUGCACUCGACAUUCGCACUAAUGGUUUUUGAUUUUCAAGAUAUACCCAACACCCAAGUGAAAGAGAUUGUAGGAUCCGAGGUAAUUCGUUGCAUUCCCAUCACGGUCUUUGCAAAAUUGAAUUGUCCUAAAAACGAUAAACUGAAAAGAACAAGUAAUUUUUAUUUCCAAUCAAAGGUACAGAGGUACAUGCGUAGAGCUGAAGAAAUCAAGGCGUACCUAAAGGUAUAUAUAAAACAUCCUGCUUUAUUGAAUGGCCAGCUUGUUCCUGUUAUACCUGUUUAUACCAAUGUUUAACCUUUCCUAUUUUCUAGUUAUCCGAAGAAGGAACAUUGGAAAUUGGCCAAGAAGUCGAUGACAGUACGUUCUUAUAUGUUUUUAUAUGCUAUUAAUAAUGACAUUGUAUACAGCAGCAUGUGGUGCAGUGCAUCAAUACUACUUUACUCUGUCAUAGAAUAUAUUUUAUGUGGUUCAUUGCAUAGUACCAUAGAUGCUCAAUUCAUAAAAAAAGUUCUCAAGCAAAAAACUUGCCCAAUACCGAGAAAAUGGGUGAUCAGUGAUUUGUCCUUUAUUAAAUUGUAUUACAGCAAGAAAAUGUGAAAUUUUGUAUUCAAUUACAACAAAAAUGACUUGCAUCAUCAGAAAGCUUACAAAAACCUACAUACAAGACUUUUAAACAGUUUUUUAUAUCUCAAAUUGCAUUCUCAAACAAUUCUUAUUGCGACAUUUUUGUCACAUUUUAAACAUCAAUAACUCAAAGACUAUUUGAAGAAUCAAAAAACUGUUUAAAAAGUCUUAUAUGCGGUUUUUUGUACGUUUUCCGAUGAUGCAAAUGAUGUUGAUUGUAAUUGAAUACAAAAUUUUCCAUUAUUUUGCUGUAAUACAGUUUAAUUAAAAGAGGAUAAUCGUUGAUCACUCAUUUUCUCGAUAUUGCCUAUUGGGCAAGUUUUUUGCUUGGGAACUUUUUUGAUAGUAAUGUACCUAUAUAUGCCUUUCAAAUAAACCCCAAACCAAGUACUUCCCAUAUGGGUGCCACGAAGCGAAAUAAUUUUGGCCCACGACCUUUGAUGAGAGUUGAUAGGCCGUUGUUUUGAUGGCGUGAGAAGCGACUGCAUCUGCGUGGAAUGCCCUUUGGUGACUCACGACAUGCAUGUGAUUCGACCACACCCAUUAUUUACAUACCAUCAUUAAUAUAUCGGAAGCGAGUCUUAAUUCCACGAUAAUUUCCUUUUCUUGUACAAAUAAAUUACAUCUUCAUCGAAAGUUAAUAGCGAGCUUAAACAGGCUAUGAUUUUAUCAACACAGACGUCAGGUUGCCGAAGGGGAACUGAAUUAAAAACUGUAUUUUGUAUCAGUUUGUGACACAGAAACAAUCUUCAACGCAUCUGACAGAAAACACAGAAAAAAUCUUCAACAUAUCUGACAAACUAUGCAAAUUUGGAAAAUUUUUCGCUUCUUUGACUUUGCACGAGCGCUACGAUGCAAUAUGCCGCCAAUUUUAGUCAAACCAAUUUUAAUUCUUGCUUAAACUCACCAAUGAGAGUUUUAACUCUACGCUUUGAACUGGUUCGAAUUUUGACGAGAGUUGAUGAGUUUUUUUCAGUCGUUUAACCGGUAAAAACCACUCAACUCUCAGGCAAUACUUUUCUUGUUUGACCGGGGCAUGGGAGUUGAGAAAACUCUCAUGCAAAUUCCGCUUCUCGAGCCUUCUCAACUCUCAUGCAACUCUUGUUCUCGUUUGACCGGGGCAUGAGAGUUGAGAAAACUCUCAUGCAAACUCUCAACUCUCAUGCAACUCUUGUUCUCGUUUGACCGGGGCACGAGAGUUGAGCAUGCAAACUCUCGCUUCUCGACGCGCAUCUUCGUUUAAACAGAGCUUAACUUUGCCUUCAUGUUUUUUUCUUCCAGAAAUGUGCUGCAUACAAUGAUCUAAUAGUAUACCGAUGUAUUCCCUCUCGUCGAUAUAAAACGUCGAUUGGAUAAUCGAAGGCGAGAACGCAAGGAAUCGUGCUCAUUGUAUAUAAACCACGGAACCAUGCACAGUAAAAAUAAAAUGAAAAUCGAGGUAAAACCAAUCGUAAUGAAAUGAUUUAAAAUCAAAUCUCGUUCAAGACGAAACGACAAUGCUUGCGCCAAUGACGCUACGAAGAGCAUCAUUUAAAAUUUUUAAAAUUUGAAAUUCAGAUUAAAUCAUCCAAGGUGAACUAUUGUAUUCGUCCGAUACAAAAAUAACGUAUUAAACCGUAUUAAUUUAAAUACGGCUUAUAUCGCCUAUGGGCUAUAACCUAUUCCCAGCCCGCCGUAAUUCCAGGUGAAUGUUAUGCGCAACAAAUGAAUAUUUCAUGCGAAAGACAUGUCAACCAGAACUUAGCCACGCAUGAUUGAUGAUAAUCUAAUUUCAGCCUCAGAUCCAUAUCAGAUUCUCAGAGUAGCUUACUUUCAAAGGCCAAGGACGAAGGCGUAUGUACUUAAAGAACCACAAGGUGGCCCUACGCCCACAAUGUUAUGGUAUUCCUUUUGAAUUAUUCAACAAUAGGCCCUUAGCUAUGUAAUCCAGUCACGAUAUCCAGCGAUUGGAAUGCGCUAUUGUUUUUAUUGCUUUGAAAAUCCAAACUGUUGAGUGGUCCACCGUUAUCGUAGGCCAUCUUCACGACAAGAUUAGGCUAAACGCGUUUCCUUCUAUAAAUACAAACGGACUAGCCCUAAUUUGGUUACAAGGUGUAAAUUCAAAACAAUCGAAUAAUUGAAUCUGCGUGCAACUUCGUGCGCGUUUAGAUCUGGUUUGCUUAAGUCGUCAGCAUUGCAAUAUAGCUUUAGACUUUAGUACCUAAUUUACUCUUAAUCUAUUAAUGAUUCUAAAUUAUUUUUCUUUAAUCGCAAAAAACAACAUUGCAACAAAUUUCGCAUAAAACCGGAUAAUCUAUGGAUUUAGUAAAGUGCAUUCGCUGUGUUACGUAGAUAUUUAGCCUUAUAGGGUAACGCUUUAUGGGUAUAUUGUAUCAAAGCACAAUUGCUGCUGACUUACCGUAUCACCCUCAUGGAGUCGUGCACUCCCACGAGGGAGUUUCAGCUUAAUGCUGUAUUUAAUGCUGGGCUUAACGUAACAGCAGGUUGAAGUUUAGCUUGUGGAAUGAAGACCAAAUUGAAAGAACAAGGACUUUUUUCAAUGUCGUGUAUUUGCGAUUAAAAGUGUUCGAAAUCUAAAAUCUUUUUGGCGUUCCUCUUAGAAUUACUUUGUUUUAGCUUUAUUUCAUAGUGUACCCAGUUAGCAACCUUUUUAAAUGUAUCUGGUGGUUGAGAAACACGAAAUAAUAGUUAAAUAUUGUCAAUUUAAAUUAUCAUUGAUGCUGUAAAAUUGACGCCAUAUUUAUACAGCAAUACUAAGCGAAACUUACUGAACUUCAGACGUCAUUUUCUCUUUGGCGUACCAUCUAAAAUCUCUUCAUUUUAGCAUAAUUUUACAGAUAAAACACUAAAAUAGUCAUAACCAAAUGGUUAGAGAUUCUUCUCUUACUAAUAAAUAAAACCCACAAUAUCAUGCA
Messenger RNA from Paramuricea clavata, 7638 nucleotides. Lineage: Eukaryota; Metazoa; Cnidaria; Anthozoa; Malacalcyonacea; Plexauridae. The record is from the annotation of a GenBank genome assembly.